CGUAGCCUCAGCUCCCAAGCGCUCGCUAUAAGUGCAUGCCAUUAGAGGCUUAUUUGGUGCGCCAACGGCUGUAUUCCUCUUCUUGCUCCUGAGAAAUUAAGCUGCUACUAUACAGCGAGAGUCUGAUAUUUCAAGGAGUAAAUUAAAGCAAGCGAGAUGGCGGAGACGGCGCUGAGCAUGGCGAGGUCCAUGCUGGGGGGCGCCAUCAGCGCGGCUUCGGCGGCCGCCGGCGAAGAGAUGAGCUUGCUCAUGGGUGUGCAGAAGGAGAUAUGGUUCAUGAAUGAUGAGCUAAAAACAAUGCAAGCGUUCCUAAUAGCUGCUGAAACAAUGAAGAAGAAGGACCUGCUGUUGAAGGUGUGGGCUGAGCAAGUAAGGAGCUUGUCCUACGACAUUGAAGAUUGUCUUGAAGAGUUUAUGGUCCAUGUCGGAAACCAAAGCCUCUUGCAGCAAUUGACAAAUCUCAAAGAUCGCCACCGAAUAGCUGUCAAGAUUCGCAACCUCAAAUCAAGACUUGAAGAAGUGAGCAGCAGAAACACACGUUACAACUCGAUCAAGAUGGAGGCGAACAACACCUUCGAUGAGAUCGAGUCCAUGGAGGAUGUUCGGAAUCAUUCUCGUAGCAACAUCGACGAAGCAAAGCUUGUAGGCUUUGACACCCCCAAAAAGGAGUUACUUGACAAGAUAAACAUGGAUGCCAAUGAUGAUGACCACUGUCGGGUGCUUUGUGUGGUUGGCAUGGGAGGAUUGGGUAAGACUACUCUGGUAAGGAAGAUCUUUGAAAGUAAGGAAGACAUCAUAAAUAAUUUUCCACAUCGUGCUUGGAUCGUUGUGUCACAGUCAUUUUCGAUGAUAGAGAUGCUCAAAGAUAUGAUUAGCCAACUUCUAGGUCAUGAAUCAUUGAAAAGAUUUGAAGGGAAGCCGAUCCGAGCACACGACCUUGGUACGCACCUACGAGAUGGACUGAAAGAAUUGAGGUACUUUGUUGUUUUUGAUGACUUGUGGAACACAGAUCACUGGGAAUGGAUUAGGGAAUUUGCUUUGCCUAGUAAAAACAACAAAAGGAGUCGGGUGAUUGUAACAACCAGAUUAGAUGGAGUAGCUAAUGCAUGCACCACUGAACCAUUUGUCUACCGCCUUAAGCUCCUAGAGACGGAAUGUGCCAUAGAUUUGCUACUAAGGAAGAUGGGGGAAAGUAAAGAAGAUAUGAAGAAUGAUAACAACCUGAAGAGCAUAGUUACACAAUUAGUAAAAAAGUGUGGUUGUUUACCACUAGCCAUAGUAACGAUAGGAGCAAUGUUUGCUAAUAAACCUUCGUCGAAGUGGGAAGAAAUGUGCAGACAACUUCCUUCAGAGCUUGAGAACAACCCAAGCCCUGGAGUCGAAGCAAUAAGGAGGGUGGUGACCCUAAGCUAUGGCCAUUUGCCAUCUCAUCUUAAACCAUGCUAUCUAUAUCUAAGCAUUUUUCCUGAGGAUAUUGAAAUUAAAAGGAGGCAUUUGGUAAACAGAUGGGUAGCGGAGGGGUUGGUUAGAGCUAGAGUUGGAAUGACCAUUAGUGAUGUCGGAGAAAGCUACUUUGAUGAGCUAAUUAGCCGAAGUAUGAUUCAACCAUCAAGGGUGAAUAUGGAAGGACAUGUUAAGAGCUGCCGGGUCCAUGAUAUAAUGCGUGAUAUUAUAGUCUCAAUUUCUAAAGAGGAGAAUUUUGUUUACUCAACAGGAGAUAAUGUAUCUACAGUAAUAGUGGAGAAGUUCCGUCAUCUGUCAUGCCAUGGCGGCAACUACCCAAUAGUUGGAAUGGAUUUCAGUCGUGUCCGAUCGUUAACUGUAUUUGGUGAGUUUGAUCAGAGACCCAUGUUGGUGGGCUCUUCAAUUUGUUCAGCUCAAUUCACGAUGCUAAGAGUCUUGGAUCUAGAGAAUGCAGUAUUUUCAGUGACACAAAAAGACAUAAACAAAAUUGGGUUGUUGCGGCACUUGAGAUAUUUGAAUACGCAUACUAGAAGACGGUCCACUAUUUAUGCACUUCCAAGCUCUAUCGGGAAAUUACAGAACUUACAAGUUUUGGACAUAAGAGAGAGUGAAAUUUCUACACUACCAACUGAUAUCAGUAAGCUCCUUAUGCUUCGUAUCCUCCGUUGUAGCAAGGGACCGUGGUACUUCUACUUCUAUUUUGAUCCAGAUGAACCAAUAAAAUGCUUGAAGCAUACGUUGCGCAUGCCCUUGAUGUUGACACCAUUAGUUGGUUCUGCAGCACGCAAUUAUACUAUUGCUGAGCUACACAGGGCCUACUCUAGCCAUUGGUCAGAGACACCAGGCGUGAGGGUUCCAACAGGAAUCAGCAAACUAAAGGAGUUGCAGGUCUUAGAGGUUGUAGACCUUAAACUAACUAAAAGCAAAGCAAUUGAAGAGCUGGGUGAACUUCGCUGGCUACAAAAAUUACGGGUGUCAACAAAGGGGGCCCAGGACAAGAAGCGCAAGACACUUUGUGAAGCCAUCGAGAAGCUAUCAUCCCUCCAAUCUCUCUGUGUUUAUGAGGGUUACUACUUCAUAACUGGGACACUUGAGUGGCUGGGUCCUUGCAAUUUCUCCCCUCCUCCCCUGCUGAGAAAGCUAGAGUUGCAUGGACGUAUUCGCGUGAUGCCCGACUCUUUUAGGAACCUUAAGCAGCUGCGGAAGAUUUUUUUGCGGCUAAGCGAACUAGAUGGUAGAGCCAUAGAGAUACUUGGAACACUACCCAACCUCAUGCUCCUGAAUCUCGAUGGCAGAGCAUAUGUUGGGAAUGAAUUAGCAUUCAAAAAGCACGAGUUCCCAAAUCUCAAGGAGCUUCGUAUCAGUAUGCUGUCCGAACUAAGAGGGAUAAGAUUUGAGAAGGACGCCUUGCCCCACAUGGAAAGAAUGGAAAUCGAAUGUUGCCAGUUGAGAUCAGGGAUUGUUGGCAUCAAGCACCUCGAACAGCUCAACGAGAUUUCACUUGGGUGUGAUGUGGCGGGGCUUGAUCUGCUGGAACAGGAAGUAAAGGCGCACCCCAAGACACCCGCAUUGCGGCUGCUUCAAGACCGAAGCAAAAUCGACUUGGGGCUCCCUGUAGUCCUGACGAAAGACGAAGGCUCCAAUGUUGAAGAGGAAGCAAAGGAAUCCGUCCAUGACGAUGCCGGGGAGAGCUCGCAAGUGAUCUCAUCACCGUGAUGGCAUGGGAACCGGCAAGGAGCAGCUAGCGAAGAUGAUAUGAUUGACGUACGCUACUUCUUCUUCACCUGGAAUACCACCACUGCCCAUGUUGGUUGGUUGCUCUAUAUCAACUUCCUUCCUCCGGCUGUGCGCCUCCUGCUCUGUGCUAGUUUGGAUGUACUGCUCGAGUGAAUCUCACUCAGUGUUUUUAUUAUUUGGCACCAUCUCAUUUGUUUCUUGCUAUCAACUGUGAAUUCCUAAGAGCAGCUUAGACCGUUGCAUUUUGUGGUUAGCAUGAUAAGUUUUAAUUAUACUAUCAGUAGAGACCAUCAUAAAAUUUUAUUUUUGUAUUGCUCGACUAGAUAUAGGUAUUUUCAGUUGUUCAAAAAAUUAUAGUUCACCUACAAAUGUCAGGACACUAGACAUAUCUCAGAUUCGUCGUGGAUGCAUCACACCACCUACCAGGGGUUCAAAUCCCGGUGUCCAUCUAUUUAGAAUUUUAGAUGUUUAUGAGUUUAAUUUUAUUUGAUGUACAUGUAAAUGACACUUUCUAUAUAAGCUGAAUGAUUUCUUGGACUCAACACUGUCAAUUGGUCUCUGUUAUCUUGAAUUUUUCUUUUUCUAAUUUGAAGCUGCCUUUUGCUGGUGAAACUUAACACUGUCGAUUGGACUCACUAUGCAGACUGACUUGCAGGCCACAUUUGUUAGUCUCAAAAUCUGCCGGAUCCCUUUGUGAGCCAGGAAAGAUUUCUGCCAAUAGGGAACAGAGUUUGACAUCUCAUUUGGAUGAAGUAAACACAUGCUUUGUGAGGAUUCUGCCGGAGAGUUUAACACUGAAGAUCCGAAUUCAAGUUGCCUUGCUGCAUUUGUUCAUCCACUGCCUACCUACAUAUGAAAGUUGGAUGCUUAACUGGGCCUGAAACUCUAUGCUUGGUUCAGGCAGAAUAAAGCCAACAUCGCGGGCUAUAAUCCAACAACAACCAAUGUUCAGCAUCCAUAGCCACGAAUACAUAGGGAAAAAUCAUGCUGAGGGCAUCUACUGAGUGAAAGGGCCCUGAUUCAGAUUGGAGGACCAUUCACCAAUAAGGGAACAACACCAUGGACAUAAAAAUUCAGCUUGAUGAGCAGUCUUGGUCAGUUCAUUAGUUACUUAAUUACCUGCUGCAUUGUUUCGUGUUCCUUGUUACCCGCAACCAUUUCCAAAAUCCAAAUCGAGGUGUUUAAGUUUGCAUUGAAUAUGUGUACGUAAUCGGUUACAGUUUAGAAUUUGGAGUUGUACUAGGUAUAGGAAUAGACUAAGAGUCGGACUCUAUUCUAAGAUCUCUCUUAAAUAGAGGGGCAGACUUGUGGUAACCGCAUGGCGACCGGUCGUGAGUCAUUGUAACUCUGAUACGCUAUAAUAUGCUGAAUCGGGGAGGAGCGCCCAUAAUCAGUGCCCCAGGGAUGUAGGCUUCGGCUGAACCUCGUUAACAAAUAUCGUGCCUUGGUAUCA
Messenger RNA from Oryza sativa Japonica Group (Japanese rice), 4654 nucleotides. Lineage: Eukaryota; Viridiplantae; Streptophyta; Magnoliopsida; Poales; Poaceae. The record is from RefSeq and is a predicted model, not a curated record.